Colletotrichum spaethianum is the source of this 2163-nucleotide messenger RNA. RefSeq lists its product as uncharacterized. NCBI's taxonomy places the organism in Eukaryota, Fungi, Ascomycota, Sordariomycetes, Glomerellales, Glomerellaceae. The transcript is spliced from 2 exons. The record is from RefSeq and is a predicted model, not a curated record. The coding region runs from base 1 to 2163 and encodes 720 amino acids.
AUGGGUUUGGGUUCAAAGAUUAAGAACGCGCUCCACAGCGACGACCACCCCCAGAAGUCCUACGAGGGUGAGCAACCUCCGGGCGCGUUCCCUUCGGAUUCCACCACCGCCGCAAACACCAAGCACAACACUCUAGGCACCACAGGCACCACAGGCACCACAGGCAACCACACCGGCAACCAUACGACCGGUGGAUACUCCGGUGGCAAGACUGGUACGACGGGCACACACACCAGUGCUCACAGUGGCUCUCACACCAGCAACACUGCAACAGGGUAUGACGAUCCCGAUGGCGUCCACGGCCCUCACGGCAGGAGGACUUUGAACAAGGCGGAUCCUCGUGUGGAUUCUGACCGUGACCACCGUGGCGCCCCUAGCUCUGGUUUGACUGGCAGCAAUACUACCCAUGGUCAAACUUCGGGAACCGGCUUGACCGGGAACAGUUCCACUCGCGGUACUCAUGGCACGGCUACGAACUCAAGUGUAACCGGCAGUAACAACCCCUACUCGAGCAAUGCCACCACAGGUUAUAACGACCCCGACGGAGUCCAUGGUCCCCAUAGCGGACGUGCGGCCAAUAAGAUUGAUCCCCGCGUCGACUCCGACCGCGACCACCGUGGCGCUCCCGGCUCUGGUUUGACCGGAAGCAAUACAUACGGCACAAGCACCGGCACCGGUCACGCCGGGGGUCUCAACAGCAACCCUCAUGGCGGAGCUACCGGUGGCAUUGCCGGCAAUCACACUACCGGCUAUGAUGAUCCCGAUGGAGUCCACGGUCCACAUGGCGGACGUGCGGCUAACAAGAUUGAUCCCCGCGUCGACUCCGACCGUGACCACCGUGGCGCUCCCGGCUCUGGUUUGACCGGAAGCAAUACCUACGGCACAAGCACCGGCACCGGUCACGCCGGGGUCUCAACAGCAACCCUCAUGGCGGAGCUGCCGGUGGUAUCGCCGGCAACCACACUGCCGAUUAUAACCACACUACCGGCUAUGACGACCCUAACGGAGUCCAUGGUCCCCAUGGUGGACCUUGACCCCCGUGUCGACUCUGACCGUGAUCACCGUGGCGCGCCUGCCACCGGGCUUACCGGCACCCAUCGCCCCACUGACUCCGGUGUUGAUGUUGGACACGGCCCCGGUCACAACAAGCCGUACCCUGGCGGGAACCUUCGGAACACCCAGGAACCAUACUGGGGCGAUGUAGGACGCGAUGGUCACAGUGUCGCCGGUACUCGCGGAACCCAGGGUACUUCUGGUACUCUUAACAAGGACUUGCCUCUGCGCCCUAACGAGUCUGGUAUCGGCCGAGGAGGUCCUCAGGCCAUAGGUGGGGGCACUUACAAUGCCGCUGAUACUCACCAUCAUGACCCUGCUUCCAGCGUUGACCGCUCCAUGGAAGGACGUGACUUCACCCACACCAACCAGAGCGGCAACGUCGGUAUCGGCGGUGCCGGCAGCGACCCUUACAGCGGUGUCCACGGCGCUGCUCAUAAUCCUCAGGCGGCUCUCGCUGGCGGUAGCACCAGCGAUCCUUACGACACCCGGAUGAGAGACAGAGACAUGGGUCGCGAGCGUACUGGCCAUGGUGCCGCUGGCGCAGGUAUCGGUGCAGGCGUUGGCGCGGGUGCCGCCAUGGCUGCUGGCCAGGCUGCCCACCGUCAUCACCGUGAUGACAUGCAUGAGUCUGGUUACGGCGCGGGCAACACCGGUGCCGGUAGUCUGAACUCUGGCAUUGGCCACAACAACACCGCGUCCCACGGUAUUUCUAACACCCACGGCGGUGUCGGCGGCGGUGUCGGCAGCGGCGUUGGUGGUGUUGAUGGUCACUCUCGCUCCAGCAUCAGCGGCCAUGAACCUGAUGUUCCCAGAACGAGCAUGCUUGACCCCUACAACGAGUCUUCCACCACUUCAGGCGUUCAAGGCAAUGUGGCCGGUGGCAAAGGUGGUCAUUACGAAGGACGCAACGGAUCUCCCCCAUUCAACCAAGGUAUGCAAAAUCCCCAUGUCCCUGGCACCACCGGCCUGGGAUCCAGUAAUAUGGGCCCUGACCACUAUGGCCCAGGACAUGAAGGAGCUAAGGUUUUCCACACCUGCACACGCUGUGGCGAGGACAACGACAUCAGCAAGUACUUUAAGAAGGAUGCAGUAUACCGCAUGGGUUAA